This is a messenger RNA of Amorphotheca resinae ATCC 22711, 165 nucleotides long. RefSeq lists its product as hypothetical. NCBI's taxonomy places the organism in Eukaryota, Fungi, Ascomycota, Leotiomycetes, Helotiales, Amorphothecaceae. The coding region runs from base 1 to 165 and encodes 54 amino acids. The record is from RefSeq and is a predicted model, not a curated record. The transcript has 2 exons.
AUGUGUUUCAAGACCUCGUGCCCGACUUGCAGCAAGACGACAUGGCAAGGCUGCGGAAGCCACGUGCCGAAUGUGAUGGAUAACGUGCCCAAGGAGGAGUGGUGCGCAUGCACGCCGCAGGUCGAGAAGGAGGGUAAGAAAUACCCUCCUGGAAAGGCGAGGUGA